AUGAGAUUGACCAUACCUGGUAGUAGCGUUGAGUGGACCGGCGUUCCAUAUUUUUGCCGAUGCACGGGGUGGAGUAUAAAUCCGGAACUUUAACUUCCAAAUUAAUUAUUUCAUACUUCUGAUAAUAAUAAUCGGGCCCAAGACUCGUUCUCCUAAUUUUUCAAGCUCCUCGGCGACCAAUUCGCCCGACUGACCCGCCAAACCAGCACUCUUUUCGUCGCUAAGUCUCUGCUUUGACAUACAAGUAUCUUCUCAAAACCCUUAGCAUGCUAUCUCACCGCGCAUUCCCGUUAUACGUGAGAAACGGAAGUCCAACCUUGUUUCACAAGAGGGGGCUCGUGUCAGCCGUCAAUAGCUCUCAUCGGUGGACUAGAGAGCGCAAGGACGAUGCGCCAAUGCGCUUGAUGCCACUUGGUGGCUCUGUAACUUAUGGAUGCGAAUCCUCUGACGGAAAUGGCUACAGAAAGUGGCUAUAUGAGAUGCUCGUUUCAGACGGCUUUUUAGUCACAAUGGUUGGAUCACGAAAAGCUGGUUCCAUGCGUAAUAACGAUAACGAGGGGUGGCGAGGUUUUAGAAUUGAUCAGAUACAAGGCAAAGCGAAAAUGUCUAUUCCCGCGCUCGCACCAGAUGUCGUCUUGAUCAACGCAGGCUCCAACGACAGCAUCCAAGGAUUCGAAAUCCAGCACAUUGGUAGACGCAUGGAUGAUAUGCUUGAAUAUGUUUGGAGGGAAUCUCCAUAUUCAACUAUCAUUCUAUCCACAUUGCUAGUUAACUUGGAUGCCAAAACCGAAUCACGAGUGCUGUGGGCCAAUGAACAGUUCAGAGCUGUGUCGAAACAAAAGGAAGUCGAGCAGAAAAGGAUUGUACUAGUAGAUAUGCACAAUCAAUAUGGACCGCAGCUUGACGACUUAAGCGAUGGAACACAUCCAAAUGACCUAGGUUAUUAUAAGAUGGCCCAAAUCUGGUACAAAGGUAUCCAGGAAGCUAACUCGAAAGGGUUCCUUCAACAGCCACAGGGAAGUAUAUGAAACCUUGCACCUCUGAACAGGAAUUCAAGAGGAUUCUGCUAACAUAAUGAACUUGACAUUUUCUGUACACGUUAAUAUACCGUCAGUCGCUAUGAUCGCUGUAAUAAUAAUGAACCCCAUUUAAAUGAUUAUCAGAUGUUGGCAUUAUUAUAUUUUAUCCAUUAAAAAAAAUACAUAUCAUCGGCCAGGUCACAACGAAAUACAUGCAGCCAACUACGGAUGGCAUCUCGGGUCGGCGCCGUGACACGCGUUAACAGAACUACACGUCGCAUUUUAG
Molecule: messenger RNA, 1305 nt
Organism: Talaromyces proteolyticus
Lineage: Eukaryota; Fungi; Ascomycota; Eurotiomycetes; Eurotiales; Trichocomaceae
Product: carbohydrate esterase family 3 protein
Exons: 3
Coding region: 267-1028 (253 amino acids)
Molecular function (GO): phosphatidylcholine lysophospholipase A1 activity
Source: RefSeq, a predicted model, not a curated record